AUGGCAAAUGGCAGCGGCGGCGGCUCCUACCCGGGCGGCAGCGGCGGCGGCGGCGGCAUUAGAAUGAGUAACAAUAUCAACGCCAACAAUCUCAACACAGACUCGUCCUCCUCCCCCGUCAAUGUGCCCAAGAUGGAUGCGCUCAUCAUCCCGGUGACCAUGGAGGUGCCCUGCGAUAGCCGCGGACAGCGCAUGUGGUGGGCUUUCCUCGCCUCAUCCAUGGUUACUUUCUUUGGGGGACUAUUUAUCAUCCUGCUGUGGAGGACCCUCAAGUACCUGUGGACUGUCUGCUGCCACUGCGGGGUCAAAAACAAGGAGGCCCAGAAGAUCAAUGGUGGUGGAGACACACAGGCCGAUGGAGCCUGCAAACCAACAGAUGAAAAAGAGGAGAAUGUGGCAGCAGAAGUGGGAUGGAUGACGUCUGUGAAGGAUUGGGCAGGAGUCAUGAUAUCUGCCCAGACAUUAACUGGCAGAGUACUUGUUGUCUUAGUCUUCGCUCUUAGUAUUGGUGCUCUUGUAAUAUACUUCAUAGAUUCAUCAAAGAGCCGUACAGCAGACUCAUUGAUCCCAAUAGAAUCCUGCCAGAAUUUCUACAAAGAUUUCACAUUACAGAUCGACAUGGCUUUCAAUGUGUUCUUCCUACUCUACUUCGGCUUGCGUUUUAUAGCAGCCAAUGACAAGCUAUGGUUUUGGCUAGAAGUUAACUCAGUGGUAGAUUUCUUCACGGUCCCUCCAGUGUUUGUGUCAGUAUAUUUAAACAGAAGUUGGCUUGGUUUAAGAUUUUUAAGAGCCCUUAGACUGAUACAGUUUUCAGAAAUUUUGCAGUUUCUGAAUAUACUUAAAACAAGUAAUUCCAUCAAGCUAGUGAAUCUGUGCUCUAUAUUUAUCAGCACGUGGCUGACAGCAGCUGGGUUCAUACAUUUGGUGGAGAACUCAGGGGAUCCAUGGGAAAACUUCCAAAAUAAUCAACCGCUAACAUAUUGGGAAUGUGUUUAUUUACUGAUGGUUACAAUGUCCACUGUUGGCUAUGGAGAUGUUUAUGCAAAAACAACCCUUGGUCGCCUUUUCAUGGUCUUCUUCAUUCUUGGGGGAUUGGCCAUGUUUGCCAGCUACGUCCCUGAAAUCAUAGAGUUAAUAGGAAACCGCAAGAAAUAUGGUGGUUCCUAUAGUGCGGUUAGUGGAAGAAAGCACAUAGUUGUCUGUGGUCACAUAACACUUGAAAGCGUGUCCAACUUCCUGAAGGACUUCCUGCACAAGGAUAGGGAUGAUGUCAACGUAGAAAUCGUCUUUCUGCAUAAUAUCUCCCCUAACCUUGAGCUGGAAGCUCUUUUUAAACGACACUUCACUCAGGUGGAAUUUUAUCAGGGUUCAGUCCUUAAUCCCCAUGACCUGGCGAGAGUGAAGAUAGAGUCAGCAGAUGCGUGCCUAAUCCUUGCCAAUAAAUACUGCGCUGACCCAGAUGCUGAAGAUGCCUCCAAUAUUAUGAGAGUUAUUUCAAUAAAGAAUUAUCAUCCGAAGAUAAGAAUUAUCACUCAGAUGUUGCAGUAUCACAAUAAGGCCCAUCUGCUAAAUAUCCCAAGCUGGAACUGGAAAGAAGGGGAUGAUGCAAUCUGUCUUGCUGAGCUCAAGCUGGGUUUCAUAGCCCAGAGCUGCCUGGCACCAGGCCUUUCAACAAUGUUAGCCAACCUCUUCUCUAUGAGGUCAUUCAUAAAGAUUGAGGAGGAUACGUGGCAGAAAUACUACCUGGAAGGAGUUGCAAAUGAAAUGUAUACAGAAUAUCUGUCUAGUGCCUUUGUGGGUUUGUCCUUCCCUGCAGUUUGUGAACUGGUGUUUGCGAAACUAAAGCUCUUAAUGAUAGCCAUAGAAUACAAGUCAGAAAAACGCGAAAGCAGAAGCCGAAAGCGUAUAUUAAUCAAUCCUGGAAACCACGUCAAGAUUCAAGAAGGUACCUUAGGAUUCUUCAUUGCAAGUGAUGCCAAAGAAGUAAAAAGGGCAUAUUUUUACUGCAAGGCCUGUCAUGAUGACAUCACGGAUCCCAAAAGGAUAAAAAAAUGUGGCUGCAAACGGCAAGUAAAGAAUGCAGCUAGAUCAAGUUACCCAAAAUGCUCAUAUCAAUUCAAGAAUGCAACUACUAAUGCAUUGAUUGAUGCCAAGUCCACUGAAGGAAUCCCGGAACCUGUUCCACUUGUUAAUAACCGUAAAGGGAGCCUCUUCCUACCCAACAACCCCUCGCUGCUGCACCUUAACUUACUGAGUUCUGUCGAACAAGGAAAAUCUACGUACUGUAGAUUGCAAAGGGCACUCAGCUUACCUGUAAAAUACCGCUGCCACUCCCAAAAGCCUGGGUUGAACCAAGAUCUCCUUGAAGAUGAGCAGCCGUCGACACUAUCACCCAAAAAAAAGCAGCGAAACGGAGGCAUGAGAAAUUCACCCAACUCUUCACCCAAGCUGAUGAGGCAUGACCCCUUGUUAAUUCCUGGCAACGAGCAGAUUGACAAUAUGGAUGCCAACGUGAAAAAAUAUGACUCUACAGGGAUGUUUCAUUGGUGUCCAGCCAAGGACAUUGAAAAGGUCAUUUUGACUCGAAGUGAAGCAGCGAUGACAGUUUUAAGUGGGCAUGUAGUCGUUUGCAUAUUUGGGGAUGUUAAAUCUGCUUUGAUUGGAUUAAGAAAUUUAGUGAUGCCAUUACGAGCCAGCAACUUUCACUACCAUGAACUCAAGCACAUUGUGUUUGUGGGUUCACUUGAAUACCUGAGAAGGGAAUGGGAGACACUGCAUAACUUCCCCAAGGUUUCAAUCUUGCCUGGUACACCAUUAAGUCGGGCUGAUUUAAGGGCUGUCAACAUCAACCUCUGCGACAUGUGCGUUAUCCUGUCAGCCAAUCAGAAUAAUAUUGAUGAUGCUUCGCUGCAGGACAAGGAAUGCAUCUUGGCGUCACUCAACAUCAAAUCUAUGCAGUUUGAUGACAGCAUUGGGGUCUUGCAGGCUAAUUCCCAAGGCUUUACACCCCCUGGAAUGGAUAGGUCAUCUCCAGACAACAGUCCAGUCCAUGGCCUGUUACGUCAACCCUCCAUUACAACAGGAGCCAACAUCCCUAUUAUUACAGAGCUAGCUAAGCCUGGCAAACUUCUGCCUUUGGUUUCAAUCAGUCAGGAAAAAAACAGUGGAACCCACAUUCUUAUGAUAACUGAACUGGUAAAUGAUUCAAAUGUUCAGUUCUUGGACCAAGAUGAUGAUGAUGAUCCAGACACAGAACUGUAUCUCACGCAGCCCUUUGCAUGUGGAACCGCGUUUGCUGUCAGUGUGCUGGACUCUCUCAUGAGCGCAACAUACUUCAAUGACAAUAUCCUCACACUGAUACGGACAUUGGUAACAGGAGGAGCCACACCAGAGCUGGAAGCACUGAUUGCUGAGGAAAAUGCAUUGAGAGGAGGUUACAGCACGCCCCAGACACUUGCAAACAGGGACAGGUGUCGAGUUGCUCAGUUGGCUUUGUAUGAUGGGCCGUUUGCAGACCUAGGGGACGGAGGUUGUUAUGGAGAUCUAUUUUGUAAAGCACUGAAAACAUACAAUAUGCUUUGCUUUGGAAUUUAUCGAUUAAGGGAUGCACAUCUAAGUACUCCCAGCCAAUGCACUAAACGUUAUGUUAUCACAAACCCACCGUAUGAAUUUGAGCUUGUGCCGACAGACUUGAUCUUCUGUUUGAUGCAAUUUGACCACAACGCUGGCCAGUCCCGAGCCAGUCUUUCUCAUUCCUCCCAUUCCUCCUAUUCUUCCAGCAAGAAGAGCUCAUCAGUUCACUCUAUCCCAUCAACAGCAAAUCGACCGAACCGCACCAAGACCAGGGAUUCCCGGGAAAAACAGAAUGCAACAAGGAUGAAUAGAAUGGGCCAAGCAGAAAAGAAAUGGUUUACAGAUGAACCGGAUAAUGCCUAUCCCAGAAACAUUCAAAUCAAGCCCAUGAGCACUCACAUGGCCAAUCAGAUCAAUCAAUAUAAAUCAACAAGCAGCUUGAUACCACCAAUCCGAGAAGUUGAAGAUGAAUGUUGACUCCUUCGAGGCCAGAACUAUUUUUUUAAAGCCUGACAAACUUCAUGAAUGGUGAUGUGACAUUUAUUCCUCUUACAUGCUGAACCACUGAUGGAGAAGUUAAGAAGGGCAAGCUUAAUGGGAAACUGAAGUAGACAGAUCUUUGUUUGUCUGCCUUUAAUAUUGCUUCCACGUAUUUUGGAAACUAUUUCAUUUAUAAAUGAACAUAAUCAAAACUAGUCAUGUAUAGCCUCUAGCGUUUUAAAUUAUUUUUAUUUAUUAGAAAAAAAUAUAUUUUUUUUCUUUUUUUUCAUUGUCAAGUAUUUUCCCUUAAAAAAACCUGCAUGUGUGGCCAGACUCCUAAGAAUUAAAAAAAACAAAACAAAACAAAACAAACAAGAAACCCUUAGUCUUUGGCUUAAAGGAGAAUGAUGGUCACAGUUAUAAGGAUGUGUAAUUAAGGGAGACAAAUGAUAUAUUUACAAAAAGGGAAAGAAAAAGGUCCAACUUGUAUUUUAGUAAAUCAAAAAAAAAAAAAAAACCACCAAAAAAAUCACCCUACAACAACUCACCAAAAUGUUUCUUUACUGGAAGAUGUGUAUUUUGUUCAGCAUCAACACCAGCUCUUAAUAAACUGAACUUAUUUAUUUUCAAAGUCGAAAGUCAUAUUUUUGUACAUGUAACAUUCUUCUGAAAUAUCCUUUGUUUUAUUAACAUACAUAGAUCAUCUUUAUUGCCAGUUAUGUGAGGGUCCAAUAACCCCCCACACGCACUGCGCCCUACCCUGUCUCACGUGCACACACACCCACAGAAAAACCUGGCAUCCUCAGUAACUUUCUGUAACACUGGCAUAGGGAAUGUCCCUGCCCUAAACCAAGGGCCGUGUAGAUAAGGUGCACUUGCUAUAAAUGGCAAAUCUGGCAAUCUCACUUCACUUCCCAUUAGCCAUCAGCAGUUGCUAAUUUCAGGAAGGCAGGUUUGGCAAUUCUUCUUUUGCCAUGUAUUACUGUGCUUUCAUCCAGGCUGCAUAAAAUAGCGCAUGGAAGCGUAAGUUAUAAACUGUCUCAUCUACCAUAUUUUGUUACUUCUUUACUUCAAAAGUGCUGAUGGCCUUUCAUUGGUCUGAUUUGGUUCAAAUGCUUCCUGAUACGUAUAGAGAUUUAGCUCCAGCUCCUUGCACUUUGGUGAUAGCUCAUACCUUAGUAAAGGACACACUGAAUCUCCUUUUGGGGAAUUCAGAUCAGGAUAAAAACUGGUUUAGCCUCAGCUCUAUAAUCGUGCAACAUGCUGUCCUCAGUUAAUUCUUGCACCAAGCAACAUCUUAUUUUAGCAGUUGAUUUUUUUUUUUUUUUUUUAUCCCUCUAAUUUAUUUUCACUUUGCUGGGACACCACACAUAAAAGUACAGUAAUAACCAAAUCAAAAUAAUAAUAAUGAAUGUAUUUAUUAUGAUAACAUGCAAAAGGCCUUUGAUGGGUGCCUUUUGUGUCAGCAGUUUCACAAAGUUGCCAACAAGCUUUAUAGCCAUCAGACAAAAAUGUGAUGUUUCAUAUCUGUGCUGCAGUACCUAUCCACCCAAGCAUUUAUGUUCUAAAUGAUUUAGUAACUCUCUCUAUCUCAAAGAAGCAACAUCUGACACAAUUGUACGAAGAAAAACAAAAAGAAAAGGCUGUGGUAAUAAGGAAACAAAAACCAAAAACCCCAAACAGAGUCAUCAGGAAAGGCAGAUUUUCAUUGUGCAAGUUAACUUUAGGCUUUGUAAUUUUGCAGAAUUGUUAAAACACCACAAUAAAACAUACUGUGGUAUUUUUAUCAGUAGAGAAAUAUCAGUGAAUCAAACAAAUACAAAGCAGAUGAUGAAUUUAUUGUGAAAACAAUGAUGUCCACUAUAUAAUCCAACAUUUAAGCCAAUCUAUUCAGCUUUAAUGUUUGUCCACUGGCUGCAGUACAAGUAUAACCAUACUAACACCUAAUAGGCUUUAUUCUGGAGUGACUUCUUGGACUGUGACUAUUUUGUUGCUACAUUUGUAGAAUAGCUAUUUAAAGACAAUAACAAGAAUUGUUAAUACAGUAUCUGUAAAAUUGGACUGUUUAAAAUAUUUCACUCUCCUACAAAGUAAAAAAAACAGUUCAAGCAGUUUUUCAUAAUUACUUGGACCAUGUUUAGCACAUUUCACAGUCCCCAAAAGAGAAGAUAAUUCCAGUGAGUUCUUCCAAUCUACGCUGCGUCAGCCUAGUGACACAUUAUAAUUUACAUCCAGUUUCUGCGUUGGGUCAUGUUAAGCCUUUUCUUUGAAGUCAGUGCUCCUUUUUCAUUUAUGAACUGCAUAUUAUAACCAGAAUGGAAAAGCUGGUCCUGAGUACAGGUGAAUUUUAGAAAUUUGUGCUCAACCUCACCAAGUACAUGUGAUUUCUUUUUUUUUUUUUCUUAGAAGACUGUUGUUUACUGUAGAGGCAUAGAACAUUCUGUCUUAUACUUUAUCAUGCACAUUGCCAUUUCUGAGUGUCUUUCCUUCAGAAGUGAGCAUUCCCUGGAUAAAACAUACUAGUGAAACAAAUACAACACUCCUACAUAGCUAAGGGGUGUGUGUGUCUGUCUGUCUGUCCAAUUUAACUGUCACACCAAAAAAUAUCACGCUACCAACUGUAUAUAAAUAAAGGACAAAAUCUGAACACACUCACGCACUCUCCUGGCACAGACAGUUCCAUAUGUAGUGAUAGAUAGAACACCACCUGUAGAGAGCAAA
Corapipo altera (White-ruffed manakin) is the source of this 6774-nucleotide messenger RNA. It is a transcript of the gene KCNMA1, whose product is annotated as potassium calcium-activated channel subfamily M alpha 1. The record is from RefSeq and is a predicted model, not a curated record. Gene Ontology annotation, biological process: transmembrane transport; potassium ion transport. NCBI's taxonomy places the organism in Eukaryota, Metazoa, Chordata, Aves, Passeriformes, Pipridae. Gene Ontology annotation, molecular function: large conductance calcium-activated potassium channel activity. Bases 1 to 4050 code for a protein of 1349 amino acids. Gene Ontology annotation, cellular component: postsynaptic membrane. The transcript is spliced from 33 exons.